CCGAAUAAAAGAUACACCUCCCCCUUCCACCCCAAAUUACACCAACAGAAAGAAAGAAAGAAAGAAAGAAAAAGAGAAAAUGUCCCUACAAACCCCCCGCGUCCUCCCCGCCCACCUCCACGCCUUCCACACCUCCUCCUCCACAAAACACCACACCGUCCGCAUCCUGGGCACCGUCUCCGCCCUCCGCGGCGACACCGCCACCAUCACCUGCGGCGCUGAUGAGGUCACGCUUAUCCUGAAGCCCGAUUCGCAUUUGCAGAUGGGCAAGUUGGUCGAGAUUAUUGGGAAGGUUACCGAUUUGAAUGAGGGGGGAAUCGGAAUCCGCGUCCUCGGAAGCACGGACUGGGGGAACCCGGCUGAUUGCGAUUACAAGAUCUACGAGCAGGUUGUCAAUGCGACGCAUAAACUGAAGCCGAUUUUCUAUGAUGAGUGAGAGCGAUAUCAUUCGAGAGUGAUAGAGUUAGCUGGUGAGAAAGAGGUGCUGCAACGAAGGUUGGCGUGAUAUACCCUGUGAUGAUUUGGGAGAGAAUUGUUGAUGUCUGUGGUGGUGGUGUCGUUUCUGCUGUUAUAAUGCCUUGACUGUUGAAUUACUUACGUCUAUCUUUGUGGGCGCAUCUCGAAUCGGGAAAAUGGCUGGGUGUAGAGGUGUAGAGUUCAGCGUCUAAGUCAUCUAUCC
This is a messenger RNA of Aspergillus homomorphus CBS 101889, 679 nucleotides long. Its product is annotated as putative ssDNA binding protein Ssb3. Gene Ontology annotation, biological process: DNA replication; base-excision repair; nucleotide-excision repair. Gene Ontology annotation, molecular function: damaged DNA binding; single-stranded DNA binding. Gene Ontology annotation, cellular component: nucleus; site of double-strand break; DNA replication factor A complex. The record is from RefSeq and is a predicted model, not a curated record. NCBI's taxonomy places the organism in Eukaryota, Fungi, Ascomycota, Eurotiomycetes, Eurotiales, Aspergillaceae. The coding region runs from base 80 to 436 and encodes 118 amino acids. The transcript has 3 exons.